AUGGCCGCGUCUCAGGAAAGAACUAGUGCCGACGCUGAAGCGACUAGCGCCAGGACGUCUAUUCCACCCGCAUCGCUAUCAAGGUCGCUGAAUGAAAAGGCGGAUCUGAAAGAGGCUGCUACUGUUGCGAACGACGAUGUUGUUGACACUCCACAGGCAGUGUACCCAGAAGAAUGGAAGCUAUGGAUCGUCUAUGUCGCGACGCUGCUAACUAUGUUUCUUACCAUAGUAGCAACCGCUAUCCCUAAGAUCACCGAAGAAUUCCAGAGUCUGGACCAGGUUGGAUGGUAUGGCUCGGCGCUCUUCCUGACCUUAGCAGCCUUUCAGGCGCCAUGGGGAACCAUCUACAAAUAUCUGAUUUGUGGUGUUUCGAGGAACAGCCAGAUGCUCAUCGCGGGCCGUGUGAUCACCGGCUGCGGAGGCGCAGGUAUUACUAUCGCUCCGGCUUUUAUCGGCGGUAUAGGCGCUGCUUUUAGCAUUGCAAGUGUAGCUGGUCCGUUGGUAGGAGGAGCUUUCACUGGAGAAGUUACUUUCUACAUUAACCUACCCAUUGGUGGUGCUGCAUCCAUCAUUUUCUUCAUUCUAUUCCCGAAGCCAAGUAUGCCGCCCCAGCCAGCAACUCUAAGGGAGAAGCUCCUAGGGUUGGAUCCCUUAGGAACGAUUCUUGCGGUUACGUCCAUCAUAUGCUACUUCCUCGCUCUCGAAUGGGGCGGCGUGUCGAAGGCGUGGAGCAGCGCGGACGUGGUUGGGACUCUCGUCGGCUGGAUUCUUCUUGCUAUCGCUUUUGGUGUGGUGCAAUGGUUCCUCAAAGAGCGAGCAUCGAUCGUCCCCCGAAUCCUCGCGCAACGACACGUAUGUGGUGGUGCGGCUUUCAUGUUCUUUCCGACUUUGAGUGGUAUUCAAGUUCUGCCACUCAUUGUUUCUGCCUCUGUAACCGUUAUAAUCAGCGGUAUUCUCUUUACAAAGUUCCCCUUUUAUCAACUUUACCUCCUCAUUGGUGCCAGCUUAACAGCAAUUGGUGCUGGACUACUUUACACUCUCGAAGUAGACUCGUACGCAGGAGCAUACCUGGGGUAUCAGUUCGUAGUCGGUAUCGGUAAUGGCGCGUGCCAGCAGAUCCCUUUUACGGUCGUGCAAGCCUUUUCUAAGCCCCAAGACUUGGCCACGUCAAUGUCUACCCUUCUCUGUGUCUUUCAACUGCUAUCAGGUGCCAUGUCCGUGGCCGCGGCUCAAUCCCUUUUCAUAAACCGCUUGCUCUCCGCUGCUUCUAUCCGUGUCCCAGACGCCGACCGCGCAACCAUCAUCGCCACUGGAGCUACUGACCUCCAACGCGUGUUCCCUGGCGACCAACUAUUAGGAAUACGCGAAAGUUAUUUGGACGGAUUGCACGCCGCGUGGGCUAUGGCUAUUGCGUUUGCGGGUGCUGCUUUGUUGACCGGGUUGACGCUAGGAUUCAAGAGGGUUGAAAAGCCUCAGGGAGAGCCGACGAAGGACGUCGAGGAGGGCUAG
Daldinia vernicosa is the source of this 1509-nucleotide messenger RNA. RefSeq names its product putative MFS transporter. The transcript has 8 exons. Gene Ontology annotation, biological process: transmembrane transport. The record is from RefSeq and is a predicted model, not a curated record. The coding region runs from base 1 to 1509 and encodes 502 amino acids. Gene Ontology annotation, molecular function: transmembrane transporter activity. Lineage: Eukaryota; Fungi; Ascomycota; Sordariomycetes; Xylariales; Hypoxylaceae.